Messenger RNA from Mandrillus leucophaeus (drill), 1318 nucleotides. It is a transcript of the gene EGFL8, whose product is annotated as EGF-like-domain, multiple 8. Gene Ontology annotation, molecular function: calcium ion binding; signaling receptor binding. The transcript is spliced from 9 exons. Lineage: Eukaryota; Metazoa; Chordata; Mammalia; Primates; Cercopithecidae. The coding region runs from base 111 to 992 and encodes 293 amino acids. The record is from RefSeq and is a predicted model, not a curated record. Gene Ontology annotation, cellular component: cell surface; extracellular region. Gene Ontology annotation, biological process: anatomical structure development.
GAGCUGCUUCUGCUGAGGCUGGUCUGCCUGAAGCCUCCCAGGAGAAAGGAGAAGCCAGGUGGGAAUGGAGAGAGCGAGGAAGCCUGUAGGGUCCAGCGUCAAAGAGAAUCAUGGGGUCCAGGGCUGAGCUGUGGACUCUCUUAGGCGGAUUCUCCUUCCUCCUGCUACUGAUAUCAGGCGAGGGGGCCAAGGGUGGAUUCCUCAGAGAGAGUCAGGGAGUCUGCUCCAAGCAGACACUGGUGGUCCCGCUCCGCUAUAACGAGUCCUACAGCCAACCAGUGUACAAGCCCUACCUGACCUUGUGCGCUGGGAGGCGCAUCUGCAGCACUUACAGGACCACGUACCGCGUUACGUGGCGGGAGGUGAGGCGGGAGGUGCAGCAGACCCAUGCAGUGUGCUGCCAGGGCUGGAAGAAGCGGCACCCGGGGGCACUCACCUGUGAAGCCAUCUGCGCCAAGCCUUGCCAGAACGGAGGCGUCUGCGUUAGGCCUGACCAGUGCGAGUGCGCCCCCGGCUGGGGAGGGAAGCACUGUCAUGUGGACGUGGAUGAAUGUAGGACCGGCAUCACCCUCUGCUCGCACCGUUGUCUUAACACCGCAGGCAGCUUCACCUGCGGCUGCCCGCACGACCUAGUGCUAGGCCUGGACGGGCGCACCUGCACGGAGGGGUACCCAGAACCCCCAACCAGUGCCAGCAUACUCAGCGUGGCCGUUCGGGAGGCGGAAAAAGACGAGCGCGCUCUGAAGCGGGAGAUUCGCGAGCUGCGAGGGCGCCUGGAGCGGCUGGAGCAGUGGGCCAGUCAGGCUGGGGCCUGGGUCCGAGCGGUGCUGCCCAUGCCGCCUGAAGAGCUGCAGCCAGAACAGGUGGCUGAGCUGUGGGGCCGGGGUGACCGGAUCGAAUCUCUCAGCGACCAGGUGCUGCUGCUGGAGGAGAGGCUAGGUGCCUGCUCCUGUGAGGACAACAGCCUGGGCCCUGGCCUCAGUCAUCGAUAAGAAGCCUCUACAGCACCCCUAAUUUAUACAGAAGCCAGACCCACUAAUCCUCUGGGAUUGGCCGACUGUGAGCUGCAGAUAAGGCUAUCAACCACCAAAGAGCAACCAACAAUGGAAACUUCAGAGGGCUGAAGAAAGGGGGAGGCCUGUGUUCUGGGCCCACCCCUGAAUCUUCUGGCUGGGGGCAGGCUGCCUGGGCAAGAACUGCUUCUUCGAUUCCUUAACAAAUGCAACCACCAAGCACCCAGAUCUUUCUCUCUCUCUCUUUAUUUUCAGUUUUUUGCUGUUAUCCAGAUAAUUAAUAAAAACCAACCACGCAAAACUGG